CUCCUUUCCGACACAAAUCGUAGAGUUACACGAAGAGAGAUAGUCGACGGACAAAACAAGGAAAACCGUUUUCCGAAAAAAAUCCAAGUUUGUCGUUGUUAUUGCGGGCAAUAACACGACUUUAACAUAACUGUAGAUCAGUUCAAAAAAAAMUUCAACUUCAUUUCAAGUCAUUUGAAGGCUCAACUAUACUAAACCAAGAUGAUUACUAUGACCGAAGCUUUGGACAGCCUUGCUCAAGUUGCCACUGAUCAACUUUUUGCCUUCGAUACGUCGAACUUCUUUACCCCACAACUAGCUAGACAAGUACCGCUGGGUAGUGAGGAUUUUGUCACAGGCAUUGAUGAGCCAACGAAUAUCUUUGGUGAGCCGAUAGAUUUCCACGACACUACCGUUACAGGAGACCUUGAUUUUGGAGCCGUUCCUGAGAUAAAACAAGAAGGUGGCCAACAAAAAGGAUGUCAGCAAAGACUCGCUCACUACAAGGGACCAAGUCUACACGACUUUACCACAACACCAACAGUAUCUACACCACCACCAACUAGUCAAGCUUCCCCUUACAGUUCACCUGCUCACAACUGGUGGAUUCCCGAUCGUACGUUUCUGACUCCUCUUAUCAGCCAGUCAGCAAGUACGUGGAAUCAAUCAAUUGUCCAGGACCCAAAGAUACCUGUCACUCAAGCACAGAUUCCAGAACAACAGCCACUUUCAGACAACCAUGAAGAAAGCAUUUUAGCAAAGACUCAGGCCAACAUGAUGCAAAGACCAACUCAGCCUCAGAACUCAAAUACUAGCCCCAUGUUUAUGGAGUCAUCAGUUACUGCGACUCUUAACAUGAAAUGGCCUAUCGUUGGAAGUACUUUCCCUAACUUUGUACCAAAUGACCAGACAUCAGUUCUUGAUAAAAUGUUACUUCAAAACAAUGGAAACCUUGAUUUUAUAACUGCUCCACCAACUAAGCCAGCUCAGAGAGGAAGACCCGCCAAAGCAGGAGCUUCUCUGUUGAAAGCAAAGCGUAGCAAUCCUACUGAUGGACGCUCAAGAACACCACCGAGUGAACGACCCUACGCUUGCCCAGUAGAAACCUGCCCAAGGCGUUUCUCUCGAUCUGAUGAGCUGACAAGGCAUAUGCGUACGCAUACAGGACAAAAACCAUUCCAAUGUCGUAUCUGUAUGAGGAACUUCUCACGAUCAGACCAUCUAACAACUCAUAUCCGUACACAUACUGGAGAAAAACCAUUUGCCUGUGAAACAUGUGGACGACGCUUUGCUCGCUCUGAUGAGCGCCGUCGUCACAUGAAAAUUCAUUUACGAGAACAAGCAAAGAAAGAGGAGGAAGCAAGAAAAGCUCUGGCAGCCCAACAACAAAAUGACUGUAUUACACCUCUUCAGGGCAGGUCCCCUCAAGCUACGCCACCACCUAUGCAUAUACCAGUUACAUCUGUAACAUCAUUCUAAGAACAUUGCUGCUGGAACAGUAUAAAGUGCAGGCACUUAUAGGAUUUUAAAAUAUUAGGAACACUUUACAGUGCUGGCACUGAAAGACUUUAUAUCAAGUUCAAGAUCUUUAUGAGAAAAAAAAUGUAUGAUACAAACAUUGUGGACAAGUUGUCCAUCAAUCUAUUUAAUAAGUAUAUUAAACAAAUAGGCUGGCCCUAUUAAAUGUAUAUAGUUUUCACAUACAGUACCAGGUUUGCAGGUCUACCUGUACUACUGAUGACCUAUUUUGGUAUGCUAGACAGACAUUCAAGUAAAAUACAGAACCUUUCUGUAAAGUAUUUACAUUGUUACGCUAUUUUGUGUAAAAUAAUUAUCAUGCAAGUACAAUUUGUUGCUCUUGAUAUAGGAAGGGAAACACAGCCUACAAAGUGAUGUGCUAUCUAGUUUGUUGCUUGAAUUGACAGAAAUAUAUUGCUAUUAUAUAAUACAUAUAACUCUAUAAUAAUGGACUGUAGGCAUAUUUCUCUUCCUCUACCAAAGAAAACAAGAAUGAAACCUUUGAGUGUCAUGCUGGCCAUGACUAUUGUGCAUCAGUGCUGGUAACUGAUAUUAUUAAAAAUGUUUUGAAAAUAA
Molecule: messenger RNA, 2073 nt
Organism: Exaiptasia diaphana
Lineage: Eukaryota; Metazoa; Cnidaria; Anthozoa; Actiniaria; Aiptasiidae
Product: early growth response protein 1
Exons: 2
Coding region: 202-1458 (418 amino acids)
Biological process (GO): regulation of transcription by RNA polymerase II
Cellular component (GO): nucleus
Molecular function (GO): RNA polymerase II cis-regulatory region sequence-specific DNA binding; DNA-binding transcription factor activity, RNA polymerase II-specific
Source: RefSeq, a predicted model, not a curated record